AUGACUGAGGAAAGUUUCAAUGACGACGAGUUGACUCCUCCGGAGUGGCUGAACGUUCAGUUCAUGACUCGGGUGUUGAGUGGUUACGAAAAGGAUUCGAAUCUGAAGGUCACCAACUUGAGUUUCACUCCGGCCAGUGCCAAGGGCGAUCACUAUGCCAGCAUUAUGUUUCGCGCUAAGGUGGAAUAUACGGCCCAGAAGGGUAACUUCACCAAGUCGCUUAUCAUAAAAACGAUGAUCGUGGAGGAGGGUGUCAAAAAGGAUAUGUUUAAAGAUUCCCCACUAUUCACCACUGAGAUCGGAAUGUACACUAAGGUCCUGCCCGAGUGGGAGAGGAUUCUGCGAAGAGCAAAGGAUCCAGCCAAGCUGUAUGUGGAAUGCAUCUACCACAGUCUACAGCCACAUCAGAUUAUCAUUUUCGACGAUCUCGUCGAGAUGGGAUAUGCAGUUGUGCGUGAUCGUUUCCUCACACGGGAAGAAAUCUGCAGUGCCUACUCCAAGUUGGCCAAGAUCCAUGCAAUCAGUAUGAAGUUUAUUCACGAGCAACCUGAGUAUUUGAAGGAAUUUAAAAACGGACUGUGUGAAAUGCCCGGGCUGAUGGACAGUUCCAUUAUAACCGGAGGCAUGGAUCCCUUUAUAGAAAUGUUGGGAUGUUAUCCUGAACUCAGUAAAUAUCAGCCGCAUUUUAAGAAGAUAAGUCUGCACUUUAAGGACCGAUUGCGGGAGACUAUGCAGGAGUAUCGAAACAAUCCCCAGCCAGGAUACAACGUUCUCUGCCACGCAGACUUCCAUUCCCGCAACAUGAUGUUCAAGCACAAUAAGGAAACAGGAUGCUUCGAGGACUGCAUGCUGCUGGAUUAUCAGGCCUGUAAUGUGGCUCCAAUGGCCGUUGAUCUUAUGUACUCCAUUUACAUGUUGAUGGGGCCGGAACAGCGAAGGGAGGAGCUGGAAACUUUGCUGAACUACUAUCUAUCCAUCCUGCUAGAGACUCUCAAGAAUAUUGGCUACCAAGGAUCAAUGCCGACGCCACAAGGAUUUUGGGCGGAAAUGAAACGCCAUAGAUAUUACGAGUUUCUACUGCUGAGCACAUUCUUGCCAGUUUCGAUUGGCUUGCGAACCCAUAAGUUGGAUUUAGGUGAUAUGAUGCACAAGGAAAAAACCCGGAAAACACUGUAUCAGCUAGAGGACUUUAUAGAUGAAACCAAAUCAAUAUUGGCCAGAUUCCAGAAAUCGGGAUAUUUUGACGACUUGUAA
Molecule: messenger RNA, 1254 nt
Organism: Drosophila mauritiana
Lineage: Eukaryota; Metazoa; Arthropoda; Insecta; Diptera; Drosophilidae
Exons: 3
Coding region: 1-1254 (417 amino acids)
Source: RefSeq, a predicted model, not a curated record